AUGCCUAGGGGCAACAAGAGCAAGGGCCGCUCCAGGGCCAAAAGACAGCAGGCCCGAGGAGAGAGCCAGAAUCUCCAGGGUGCUAAGCCCACCUCAGAGAAGGAAGCAGCACCCCCCACUCUUGGCCAGGAAGAUGCCCCCAACUCGCCUGAUGACUGCACUCCUCAAGGGUCCCAGGAGGCUGCAUCCCAUGGGUCUCCUGAGUUAAAUGUGUCCCACUCAGUUUCUGAUGUCAAUGCUGAGGGUUCUGUUGCAGGUGUUGAUGUGAAGCGUUCAAAUGCCUGCAUUAUAGCUGAAGCCAUCAAUUCUGUACGCAGAGAUCCUCUGAGCAGGAAGGCAAGCAAGAUCCUCCACUACCUGCUGGAGAAGUACCAGAAGGAUGAGCAGCCUAUGGAGGCAGAUAUGCUGAAGCUGAUCAACAGGAAGUACAAGGUGCACUUCCCCUUGAUCCUGGAGAAAGCCACCUACCAGCUGGAGGUGGUCUAUGGGCUGGAGUUGAAGGUUGACCACACUCACUCCUACGUUCUUGUUAACAAGUUACCCAUGCCCCCUGGGGCAAAACAGGGUGGCAAGAAAGAGUUGCCAAAGACGGGUCUCAUACUGACCCUUCUGGGUAUGAUCAUGAUGAAGGGCAACCGUGCCACUGAGGAAGAGGUCUGGCAAUUCCUCCAUAUGCAGGGGAUAUAUCCUGGGAGGAGGCACUUAAUCUUUGGGGAGCCCCGGAAGUUCAUCACCAAAGAGCUAGUUGAGCAAAAUUACAUAGAGUACCGCCGGGUGCCUGGUAGUGAUCCCCCAACCUAUGAGUUCCUGUGGGGUUCCAGGGCCCACAAUGAAACCAUCAAGGCGAAAGUCCUAGAUGUUUUAGCUAAGAUCAAAAAUGCCAUUCCUGGUUUCUACCCUCAGCAGUAUGAGGAGGCUCUGAGUAACCAGGCUGAGAGAGCAGCCAGGAGAGGUGAGGCUUCUGGCCACCAUGGUGCCAGGAUUCCCUCCCAUGCCCAAUCUAGCAGCUCUUCCCACACUUAG
This is a messenger RNA of Onychomys torridus (southern grasshopper mouse), 1023 nucleotides long. RefSeq names its product melanoma-associated antigen B10-like. NCBI's taxonomy places the organism in Eukaryota, Metazoa, Chordata, Mammalia, Rodentia, Cricetidae. Gene Ontology annotation, cellular component: nucleus. The record is from RefSeq and is a predicted model, not a curated record. The coding region runs from base 1 to 1023 and encodes 340 amino acids. The transcript has a single exon. Gene Ontology annotation, biological process: negative regulation of transcription by RNA polymerase II.